UACAGGUAUUCAAAUCUAAGACAUACGGAAAUGUCUUGGCAUUGGAUGGUGUGAUUCAAUGCACAGACAGGGACGAGUUCAGUUAUCAGGAAAUGAUGGCGCACGUCCCGUUAUUUACACAUCCCAAUCCCGAACGUGUGCUCAUCAUCGGUGGCGGUGAUGGCGGAGUAAUGCGCGAGUGCGUGAAGCACCCGUCUGUGAAGGAAGUGAUUCUUUGUGACAUCGACAAGAUGGUUCCUGAGGUUUCCAAGAAGUACUUACCCAAUAUGUCUAAAGGCUUUGACAGCCCUAAGAGCACGCUGUACAUUGGGGACGGUAUAGAGUUCAUGCGCAAUCAUUUGGAUUCGUUCGAUGUGAUUAUCACUGAUUCCUCAGAUCCCGUGGGCCCAGCCGAGGCUCUUUUCACAGACGAGUACUACCAGCUGAUGAAGAGUGCGCUGAGGGAAGGCGGCAUAGUGUGCUCACAGGGCGAGUGCAUGUGGUUGCACCUUGAGAUGCUUGCGAAGAUGAUCAAGUUCAAUAAAAACAUAUACCCCUCUGUUGGAUACGGGUAUGUGUGUAUCCCCACCUAUCCUAGUGGACAGAUUGGUCUUUUGAUGUGCGGCAAGGCCGAAGGUACAGACUUCAGCACUCCGGCGAGAGAGCUUACUGAGGAAGAGGUGGAGAAAUGGGAACUUAGAUACUACAACUCGGCCAUCCACAAGGCUGCCUUUGUACUUCCCGAGUUUGCCCGCAAAGUUCUGAAGUAAAGAGAGACUAGGGCCUACUACAGCAGCAAUAGACCUUGGGCGCGACUCACACCCUUAAUUAUGCAAGAGUAUACCCACUACAUAUAUGCAGACCUCGUGAACAACACCUACAGCGGACUUCAUAGUCAGUGACUCUUGCAGAAUAAAAUAAUGCGGUCUCAGAUGUGGCAACCCAACCUCAAGUCGCGCCUUAUGAGACUGUAUCCACAGGGAGAUUGUGUGUUCUAAACAGAUAGCAGUGUCCGGGUUGUUACAAGAGCAUUAUACAAUUGCGUAAAAUAGACUACACAUAUAGUCACAUACUGGAAGGCACGGUGCAGAUAUAUCUAUAUAGGCAUCUAUUCUUUGGCACGUCAGAUUACGCAUGCUGGUCCGUAAUAUUGAAAAGAUAUUGAAUGGCAGCGGUAAAUAAUUAAAAAGUAGUAUCAAACG
Messenger RNA from Sphaeroforma arctica JP610, 1181 nucleotides. RefSeq names its product spermidine synthase. Gene Ontology annotation, cellular component: cytosol. Gene Ontology annotation, biological process: spermidine biosynthetic process. Lineage: Eukaryota; Ichthyosporea; Ichthyophonida. The coding region runs from base 93 to 749 and encodes 218 amino acids. The record is from RefSeq and is a predicted model, not a curated record. The transcript has 4 exons. Gene Ontology annotation, molecular function: spermidine synthase activity.